AUGGUGUCCAAACAGGUCCUUGCCAUUGGUGGGAUCAACGUCAAUGUGUUCACCUCAUCAGAGGGGAGUGAUCCCUCUGUCCCUGUCACGGUCCUGUUCUUCUUGCACGGGAGGAAGGGCUCUGCGGAGGGCGUCGAAUGGGUCCCGAAUGCCACGCUGGAGUGGGUCGAUAAGCAUCGCAAGAUCUCUGACCAACAGGCACAGGAGCUGGUGGUAGUCACAAUUGAUCAAAGGAACCAUGGUACGCGCGUUGCAGAUCUCGCCGCGAACAAGGGAUGGGAUGAGUCGCCCCCAUCGUCCAGGAAUGACCGACAUGCGAUUGAUCUUUACUGUAUAUUUGCGGGCACAGCUCAAGAUAUAUCCUUCCUGAUCGACUGGCUGCCCGCGUAUCUGUACCCAUCCGAGGAAAGAACAAUCUCCCAGUGGAUAGUUGCGGGUCUCAGCCUUGGGGGACAUGCCGCUUGGUACACUCUACGCAACGAUCCAAGGGUUAAGAUCGGUAUCCCGAUCAUUGCUGCUUCCGACUAUGUGCUCCUUAUAAGUGAGCGCGCAAAGCGCGACGGUGUCCCGUUCGAACCGCCCUAUGCACCGAAAGUUCUCCUGCAGCAGAUCCAGCAGACAGGAGCGGUAAACACGCCGUACGACUCCACGGAUGCCGCCAACCCGUUCUUAGGAAAGAAGAUACUCGCCUUGUCGGGCGCGGACGAUACGUCAGUGCCAUGGAGUGCAUCAGAAAGGUUCUUCGAGAGGCUUGUCGUGGGUGAAAGCGGGUCCAAGAGAGCCAUUGUGUAUCCAGGCGUUGGGCACAAAUGUACGCCGGAGAUGGUUGAGGAAAUGUCGCAAUUUGUCUGGAAGGAGGCUUUGGUUGUCUGA
Fibroporia radiculosa is the source of this 873-nucleotide messenger RNA. RefSeq lists its product as uncharacterized. Bases 1 to 873 code for a protein of 290 amino acids. Lineage: Eukaryota; Fungi; Basidiomycota; Agaricomycetes; Polyporales; Fibroporiaceae. The record is from RefSeq and is a predicted model, not a curated record. The transcript is spliced from 6 exons.